GCUUACUCACUGCAACUCCCAGAAUACCCCGCGGCGCACUGAGCCGUGUAGACGUGAGGCAGAGAGGAAGAUUGAGGAAUUCGUCUGCAGACUUGGAGCUGCGCUGUUGUGGAAAAAAACAAUGCUGAGAAAAAUCCCAUUGAGAUUAACGACCUCUUUUGCAAAGGAGUCCUGGCCAAGAUAGACAGCAGCAUAUACAAAUUAUACAGGCCUAGCCGUCCAGCUAGCUGCCAGUAUUUCCUUGCGCGUACGUGCGUGUACUUUGGGUUAUGAGCAGCGGCAAGACGGCUCACUACAACCGAUACUCCGGAGGAGCAGCAGCCGCCACAGCAACCAUUCCCAGCAGCCCCUCCACCCCCCCAGCAGACUCUGGCACUGGGAGCAGGAUGGAGGCAUCAUUUGGCCCGACCUUCUCAGCCGUGGCUGCUGGAGCUAAAGCUGAAGGAUCCAGCAACUACAAGCAGCACAGAAGAACCCCCUCCUCCUCAAGCACUCUGACCUACUCUCCCCGCGAUGACGACGAUGGAAUGCCUCCCAUCGGUACUCCUCGGAGGUCGGAUUCGGCCAUCUCAGUCCGUUCUCUCCAUUCCGAGUCCAACAUGUCGCUGCGCUCCACUUUCUCUUUACAUGAAGAGGAGGAGGACACGGAGCCCCAGGUGUUUGCUGAGCAGCCGUCGGUAAAACUGUGCUGCCAGCUGUGUUGUAACGUCUUUAAGGACCCUGUCAUCACCACAUGUGGGCACACCUUCUGCAGACGAUGUGCCUUGACCUCAGACAAGUGCCCAGUGGAUGCUGCAAAACUAACGGUUGUGGUCAACAACAUUGCGGUGGCUGAGCAAAUCGGAGAGCUCUUCAUCCACUGUAAAUACGGCUGCAGGGCCACGGCCAGCGGAGCAGCCGGGGCGGCAGCUUCCACGGCCACGGUGGCGGGGAAACCUGGAGCGUUCGAGGUGGAUCCACUGGGCUGCCCGUUCACUAUCAAACUGUCCACGCGCCAAGAACACGAGGCCAGCUGUGACUACAGGCCAGUACGAUGCCCCAACAACCCCUCCUGCCCCCCGCUGCUCACCAUGAACCUGGAGGCUCACCUCAAAGAAUGCGAGCACAUCAAAUGUCCACACUCCAAAUACGGCUGCACAUUCAUAGGGAACCAGGACACGUAUGAGACACACCUGGAGGUGUGCAAAUUUGAGGGUCUGAAGGAGUUUCUGCAGCAGACGGAUGACAGGUUCCACGAGAUGCAGCUGACUCUGGCCCAGAAGGACCAAGAUAUUGCUUUCUUACGCUCCAUGUUGGGCAAACUGUCUGAGAAGUUGGAUCAGCUGGAGAAGAACCUUGAACUUAAAUUUGAUGUGUUGGAUGAGAACCAGAGUAAACUAAGCGAGGACCUGAUGGAGUUUCGUAGAGAUGCUUCCAUGCUUAACGAUGAGUUGUCUCAUAUCAACGCCAGGCUCAACAUGGGAAUCCUGGGUUCAUACGACCCCCAGCAGAUCUUCAAGUGUAAGGGAACGUUUGUCGGCCACCAGGGUCCCGUCUGGUGUCUCUGCGUCUACUCCACUGGAGACCUGCUUUUCUCUGGGUCUUCUGAUAAAACCAUUAAGGUGUGGGACACCUGCACCACCUACAAGUGUCAGAAAACCCUGGAGGGCCAUGACGGCAUCGUGCUGGCUCUGUGCAUCCAGGGAAACAGGCUGUACAGUGGCUCAGCAGACUGCACCAUCAUCGUGUGGGACAUCCAGACCCUGCAGAAAGUCAACACUAUUCGUGCCCAUGACAACCCUGUAUGCACGCUGGUCUCCUCCCACAACAUGCUGUUCAGCGGCUCCCUCAAGGCCAUAAAGGUGUGGGACAUCGUGGGUACGGAGCUGAAGCUGAAGAAGGAGCUGACUGGUCUGAAUCACUGGGUUAGAGCGCUGGUGGCCUCCCAGAACCACCUGUACAGCGGCUCGUACCAGACCAUCAAGAUUUGGGAUAUUCGCUCUCUGGAGUGCGUUCACGUCCUGCAGACCAGCGGCGGCAGCGUCUACUCCAUCGCCGUCACCAACCACCACAUCGUCUGCGGCACCUACGAAAACCUGAUCCACGUGUGGGAUAUUGAGUCUAAAGAGCAGGUGAGGACUCUGACAGGUCAUGUGGGAACAGUUUACGCUCUGGCCGUCAUCUCCACCCCCGACCAGACCAAAGUGUUCAGCGCCUCCUACGACCGCUCCCUCAGGGUGUGGAGCAUGGACAACAUGAUCUGUACACAGACUCUGCUCAGACACCAGGGCAGUGUCACUGCGUUAGCCGUCUCCAGGGGGCGCCUCUUCUCCGGAGCCGUGGACAGCACCGUCAAGGUGUGGACGUGCUAAACAAACCGUUCGCUCUGCAGGACUCCAGAUGACUUCACAUCUCGUUAGGUUUUCCACAUGAUUUCCUCCUCCGCACCCGUUUCUUUGAUUGUGAUUUACUCUCUUUAGUGGCCUCAUCACCGGUGCGUUACAGCACAACAGGACAAGCUGCCUUACGCUUGCACCACACUGGACCGACUGGACGCUGCUCCCUGCAAUCAGAGCAGGAAGCAGGGAGGUUGUUAGUUUCUCAGACAGCAGAAGGUCCUGCCUGCUUCCUACGGACACACCUGCCAUUUAAGAACCGUACUGAUGAUGCCUAACGCAUACUGUUGAAGAAAGUCUAAAGGCUGGUUUCACAAACAUGCAGUUGCACCGCGCUCACUCCGGUUUUGUUACGAGACUUCUCAAAAGCCAUUCACUCCUGAGAGAAAUCGCACAAUGACAAAGAUGAGAAAUUGAAAUCACGACGAGACUGUUUUCUAAAAUGAAGUAUGCACAGUUUAAUGAUCAAACUGACAUGAAGACUUCCCAGAACGUCUGUCUCCUCGUAUUCCUUUAUGUUGUUCCAGCUGCAACUAAUAAUGCUGAUAAUGUCUUUUCUUUGUGCUGCAUCGUUUGCCUUCAGUGAAAUUUCUUUGUGAAAUCAGAACCGGUCAGUAGAUGAGGAAACCGUCUUCCUGUUUAACUCCAUGUUUAUGAACUGAUUCAUUUGGUUUUGUCCAGAUGAACCGAGUUAUGGAUGUGAACUUUGUACCUGGGCGUUUACAUCAACUUUUGAACAAACAGAAAAGUGACUUUUAUCGUACCCAUUUUGUCUCAUCGUCACUCCUCAAGAAGAUCCAGUGAUCCUUAAACUCCUUCCACUGGUUCAACAACUUACCCCCAACCUGGCAGAGAACCAGACCUCUGACUACAUCAAGGAGCAUCUUUCAGAGUCUAACACCAACAGAAACGUCAAAAAGAAGAAACACCACAAGGCCUUCAUUGGAACAUCGAUGUUCCUAUGAAGGCCUUGUAGUGUUCGAAAUGUGUAAACUGCUGUCCAUGACUUAUUAAAGGACUUUUAGGUACUCGGAGUGCCUCGGACCUCUCUUCUUUUUGACGUUUGAAUGGAUUUUUUCCACUGCACCCGUUAUACUUUUUUUUUUUAAUCCACUAAUGCACUCACCUUUUGCCUGUUUUUACCAACAGAAAUGUGUUUGACUUUGUGCUGAGAUGACAGCACAGCUCUUAAUUUGAUUGUACAAGGACUGAUUAGCUCAUAACAACCAACUAUUUUAAGACUUCCUCCUGGUCCAGGAAGAAAUGUGGACUGGAUGUUGGAGCUCCCAUGACCCCCCCUUAGUAAAUCUGCUGAUCCACGACCAGGACAGAACCUGCACUGCUCCUAAUCAGUCUGGUUUGACAAUCAGGUGGACUCUUUAUAGCACCCUGGAACAUCAUUUCAAAGACAGAACCGAUGGAUUGGUGCAGUAAUGUGGCCGUUGUACUGGACUUUAGUGGUGAAGAAGGAGCCGAACCAAAAGGCAAUGCUCUCAGUUCACCAAGUUGAACUGAGUUCAGCCUCGGAGAUAAGGCGAGGAGCUUCAACAUCCAGAGAAAGAGCUGGGAGUUGAAUCAUGACAUGUUUGAGAUUGCUGGGUUCUGGACAAGACCCUGGAGGGAUUACAUAUCUCAUGUGGACUGUAGGGCUGGCCCGAAUAGUGGUUUCUGGUCUUCCGGGUAGCCGAAUAUUUGGAUACCAAAAUUAAUAUCCAGAUACCGCCGUAGCGAACCAAUAUUCUGAUAUUGGGGUCCAGCCCUAGUGGCCUGUGGACCGACCCCCCAGGAGGCUCUGGAAAAGGUCACUGUGGCUGUGGAUAGGUGGAGUGUUGGUACCAUUGACUAAGUAGCAUUAAAGAUCAGCUGAAGACAUCUCCAGUUGUAAUUAGGGCUGCUCAGGAUAGCAAUUUCUGGGCUCCGAAUAAUCUGGCCCAAUUAAUGACGAACAUUCGGAUAUUCGGAUGCCACCACAAUGACCGAAUAUUUGGAUGUUCAGGUCCAGCCCCAGUUCUAAUCAGAUGAAGCAGGUUUCUUUCCAAAAACAUUUUACUUUGAGACAUAUUGUGGAUGUCGGCUUUGUGAAACCAGCCUUUACUAAACACCUUUUAAUAAGAAUGACAGAUCUAUAGAUUUAGAGUUUUAUAUUAGUGCCAUGUUGGACCUGUUUUCAGAGCCACUCAAUGCUUGUACAGUUGUGUAAAAUAACAGAGAGCGCCGAGCCUGGACAUGUUCCCACGACAUGACUCUCAGCGGCCUGGAGAGACGACGACGGUCUGCGUGCAUGCCACGUGCCUGUUAUUGUGUAUAUGUGAGUGUGUUAACAUGAGUGCCAUAUGUGCGGAUGGAAAGUAAGGAAUGGCCGUAAUGACGUGUCUUUUCCCUCCUCUACCUCCCUCCUUCUUCCUCUCUAACCAUAAUAACCACAUGUUAACACGAGACACGCAGCCCACUGAGUGUAAUUAACCUUAAACCCCCCAGAGGCAGACCAACAGCCAUGGAGCUGAAGUCCUGCUGUCCUAAAUUACGUUCCAGAACCCAUAUUGGGUUGAAGAAAAUGACUAAAUAUGCCUGGGAGGAUAGCUGAUGAGAUUACGUCGUUUCCAUUUUGACACUUCAAUCAGAUUUUUAAAGAUGUUUUUACUUCCUGUGUAGCCUCGGUGAGGAAGACAGAGGAAGGGAAGAGGGGAGGAGGUGUCUUCACUGGUCACAGUUUCAGUGAUUUAUUGUAUACUUGUAAUCAUGUAAGCCUGAGUUGAUCAUUGAUCAAUAAAACUGUUGUACACUUUGAGAA
Acanthochromis polyacanthus (spiny chromis) is the source of this 5166-nucleotide messenger RNA. RefSeq names its product TNF receptor-associated factor 7 (gene traf7). Gene Ontology annotation, biological process: Notch signaling pathway; ribosomal large subunit assembly. NCBI's taxonomy places the organism in Eukaryota, Metazoa, Chordata, Actinopteri, Pomacentridae. Gene Ontology annotation, cellular component: nucleolus. Bases 270 to 2351 code for a protein of 693 amino acids. The record is from RefSeq and is a predicted model, not a curated record. Gene Ontology annotation, molecular function: protein binding; zinc ion binding. The transcript is spliced from 23 exons.